Molecule: messenger RNA, 2042 nt
Organism: Schizosaccharomyces japonicus yFS275
Lineage: Eukaryota; Fungi; Ascomycota; Schizosaccharomycetes; Schizosaccharomycetales; Schizosaccharomycetaceae
Product: transcription factor TFIIE alpha subunit
Exons: 5
Coding region: 128-1393 (421 amino acids)
Biological process (GO): transcription initiation at RNA polymerase II promoter; DNA-templated transcription; regulation of DNA-templated transcription
Cellular component (GO): transcription factor TFIIE complex
Molecular function (GO): RNA polymerase II general transcription initiation factor activity
Source: RefSeq, a predicted model, not a curated record
CUGAGAAGCUCGCACCGAAUAGCAUUUCAUAAAUCGCUCGUUUUUACAUCUCCUUCUCUGACCUUCUCUUCUGCUCACCUUCAGUUUCUUUCGACAGUGAAGAAACCGUUAAUUUGAAUUCUUUCACAUGUCCAAUGCUCCAAAAAGUGUUAUACGUCUUAUAAAGAUGAUUAUGCGCGCGUUUUAUGAAACGCGGCAUAUCAUCUUUGUCGAUGCUGUUCUGAAGCAUUCGUGUCUUACGGAUGAACAAAUGGCUAUGUUGAUGGGAAUUCCCGUAAAAGAAUGCAGAAAUAUUGCUGGAAAAUUGAGAGAAGAUAGACUUCUAGCCAUCCAUAAUAGAACAGAAACAAAAGAAGGACAACAACGACAAGUUCACAUGCCAUAUUACUAUAUAAACUUUUGUACGACCAUUGACAGUAUCAAAUGGCGGAUGCACCAAUUGGUGAAAACGAUCGAAGAUCGAAUGAGAAAUGAUUUUGACUCAAAAGGUUACAUCUGUCCCCUAUGUAAGCGUCGUUACUCAAGUUUGGAUGUACUCUCUUUGGUUACAAUGGCCGGAACAUUUGCUUGUGACGAUUGUGGUACAGAACUGAAAGAUGACGAGGAGAGUGUGGAAAUGCUUUCCAGUCAAGAACGUUUGGGCCGUUUAAUGGGUCAGGUGAACAAGAUCAUUGAUCAAUUAAAGCAAGUGGAUGAAACUGUUGUUCCCGAAAAUUCAUAUACUACGGCAAUGGAGCAUGCCGUACCCAUUACGACGGAGAGUUCCCAAAAUGCAGAGCAACAGAACAUGCAGAAAUUGGAAAGCAAAACUGUUCAACCCCAAACUUCACUUACUAUCGAUAUCUCAGCAGAGGUACAGAAAACAGACGAAGAACGGGAAAAACAAAGACAACGUCAAGCUGCACUCGCUGCUCAAAAUGCCCUUCCAGAAUGGCAUGCUAUGUCAACAAUUUCUGGCGACAUUACUCGUGUUGGUGCCAAGCAUGCAUCUAUUAUGCCACAAGUCUCGGAUGACUUGAUUGACAAAAAAGAAGAUGAGAUUGACAUCAGUGCUGAAAAAGACGCGUUGGACGCUUACUAUGCUUCUUUGCGUGCAAAGAAGACGGCCACGGCCCCAUCGUCUACUGUUCAAUCUACUCCGACCACUGUUGCAUUCGAUAACUCGGAUGAUGAGACUGAAUUUGUGAGUAUACCUACUACAACUACGUCUCAUAACGAUUCUUCUUCUACUUCUGUAAAACGUGAAGCCAGUGUGUUAGUUGCUAAUGACAACAAAAGGAUUAAAACCGAAGAAGUUGAGGAACCGGCUAAAGCUGUUCACAUUGCUGAUGCAGUUUUGGCUGCCGACGACGAUGAUGAUGACGACGAUGACGCGGAAUUUGAAGAUGUAUAGGGCAGCCCGUUCAAAUCUGAUCGUCAAAAUCAAAAUUAAAUAUCCAAAAAAGAAAAUAACUCCAAUCUGUCACUUAUAAUACUAGAUUUAAUAGCCGAAAAGAAAUAUUAAAAGGGUAAAUAGGUCAUGUCCAUGCAUGGAGAUAAGCCAUGCUCAUUUCAUUACGUUAUAAGGAUGAUGUCUAAAUGGUGCUCAAUUCUGAUAAUUGUUUUUUGAAUAGGCCGCAACAAGAGCGUUAAUUCGACUCACAAUAGUAGCAGCCUCAAUUUGAGACAUGGCUUCAAAAUCGUAUCUGCUCAAGACGUUAGAAAUGAGGUAAUAAAAAUAAUCACUUCUGAAUGCAAUACCUUUUUGUUUCUCGACUUUUCGAAACAAUCAUCUUGAAAUUGAAUGGUGACUUUCGAGAUUGUUUACACUUAGUGAUUGAACUGGCAUGUACACUAGACGUUUUGGACGUUUCAAAAAUUGUUUUCGAUUCCGAAGGCAUGAUGUGAACAUACUCGCCGUCAAUAGCAAGUAGUCGUUCAUGCCUACUCAUAAAUGACAUUGGUUGCUUUCUCCAGACAAUGAAUUUCUGAUAGGCGUUACUUGAAACAAUAUCUGUGGCAUUGAAACUCGGAGGUAGUAAGUCAUGAGUUGUAGAUCCGUA